AGAAAAUCCAUUGGUAUUUUGUAUCUUGUACAAAAAGGAAGUUAAAAAAAAACUGGCGAUUACAAUUCGUACCAAUUAACAUGCAAAUAAGCAACAAACAAAUUUGUCGCUAAUGAGCAUGAAGCAAUUAAGCAAAUCACGUCCAAACCCCGAAAGAAGUAAAUUCCAAUCGCGAGACAAGCAAUAAAUCACGUGCGCCGUCUUAUCACCCGAAAUUGUCCUUUGCGUAAGUGUUCAGGGCAAAACGGAAAUGAAAUUUAUGUAUCAAACGCGUAGAUUUUGUGUACGUCCCAAAUGCAUGCCAUUAAACUAUUCGUACGGUAUAAAUAGGGUUCCGAAUCGUCUGGGUAAGUAUUCGAAGCGAAGUGCGAACUUGCAAAAGAUGUAUUCGAAAAUCUUAGGAGUCGCUGUUCUUGUGCUCGCAGUUACGGCGAUCCCACUGCCGGACAUCUUGAGCGACGAUGAUGAUAUGGAGAGGACGGAGAUGAACAUCGAAGAAACUGGAAAGUAUUUCGAAGGUGAUAUUAUCUUGCCGAGCGGAAGGAACGGUCUGAUCGACGCGAACACCCAUUGGGACAACGGUAUCGUUCCUUACGAGAUACUAGGUAGCUUCACGACGAAAGAGAUGAACAUGAUCAGCGAUGCCAUGGACGCAUACCAUCAGUACACUUGCAUCAGAUUCGUUCCACAUAUUGCGACGGACGAGAACUACAUCAGCAUCACCAGCGAUAAGACGGGAUGCUGGUCGAGCGUAGGAAAAACCGGUGGACAGCAGAAGGUUAAUUUGGAAACGCCCGGAUGCGUUACGAAGAUCGGAACUGUUAUCCACGAGUUGAUGCACGCAAUCGGAUUCACGCACGAGCAGAACAGAUCGGAUCGCGAUGAACACGUUCAGAUCCGUUUCGAGAACAUUGCAGAUGGUUACAAAUCAAAAUACAAUUACGCAAUUACUUCUAAACUCUUAAACAUAUUAUAG
Messenger RNA from Nicrophorus vespilloides, 976 nucleotides. Its product is annotated as zinc metalloproteinase nas-4-like. The transcript has 2 exons. The record is from RefSeq and is a predicted model, not a curated record. NCBI's taxonomy places the organism in Eukaryota, Metazoa, Arthropoda, Insecta, Coleoptera, Silphidae. Gene Ontology annotation, biological process: proteolysis. Gene Ontology annotation, molecular function: zinc ion binding; metalloendopeptidase activity. The coding region runs from base 251 to 976 and encodes 241 amino acids.